AUGUCUAUACCCAAACAGAAUGGAACACAGCGGUCUAUAAGGUAUAUAAGGUAUAUCCCUUUGUUAUUCAUUGUCCCUUUGAUAUAUAAAUAUUAUACCUAUACAACAACAACAUCAUCAUCAUCAACAUCUAUUGAUACAACACCAAUACAAGUAUCUUAUAACUCAAUUAAUGAAUCUGAAUACAACAGACUAGGUCUAACUCCUACACCACCAAUAACAAUAACACAUACAAAUUCAAUAGGUCAAUUCCAAUCAUCAACAUAUCAUGGUAGAUUCUUACAUAUUACAGAUAUUCAUCCAGAUGAAUAUUAUAAAACUAAUGGAUUGAUAGAUGAAGCAUGUCAUAGAACUCAUACCAAGAAUGGUAAGACCAAAGGUGCUAAAGCAUCAAAAUAUGGUGAUGCUUUAUUAGGUUGUGAUUCACCAAUAAUCUUAAUGAAUGAAACUUUUAAUUGGAUUGAAAAAAACUUGAAAGAUAAAAUUGAUUUUAUUAUAUGGACUGGUGAUAAUAUUAGACAUGAUAAUGAUAGAAAAAUCCCAAGAACUGAAACCCAAAUAUUCGAUAUGAAUCGUAAAGUAUCCCAAAAAUUCAUUAAACAUUUUGCGAACCAUGAUUCCCAAGAUCCAAGAGAUUUUCGAAUCCCUGUUAUACCAAGUUUAGGUAAUAAUGAUGUUUUCCCACAUAAUUUAUUUUCACCAGGUCCUACGUUACAAACUAGGGAGCUUUGGAACAUUUGGUCAAAUUUUAUACCACAAGAUCAAUUACAUGUUUUUGAAAGAGGUGCUUAUUUUUUCCAAGAAGUUAUCCCAGGAAAAUUAGCCAUCUUAUCAAUAAACACCCUUUACUUGUUUAAAUCUAACCCAUUAGUGGAUAAUUGUGAUAAUAAAAAAGAUCCAGGUUAUAAAUUAUUUCAAUGGUUAGGUGUUGUUUUACAAGAAUUAAGAGAAAGAAAAAUGAAAGUUUGGUUAAGUGGUCAUGUCCCUCCCGUCCCAAAGAAUUAUGAUUUAACUUGUUUUAGAAAAUAUUCAAUUUGGUUAUAUGAAUAUAGAGAUAUUAUUAUUGGUGGUGUUUAUGGUCAUAUGAAUUUAGAUCAUUUUAUCCCAAUAGAUUCUAAAAAAGCUUAUGAUUCAUAUAACUUGAAUACAAAAGACCAUGAAGACGAAUCAUUAUCAUUGGAAGAACAAUAUCAUGAAUUUGGGAUUGAUUUAUCAGAUCCAUUCUUAUCAUCACCACAUAUCCAAGGUGGUGCCCCAUCAGGAAAAGAAGAAUAUAUGGAAUCUGUUCGUAAAUCUUUUUAUAAAAAUGUUGUUAAACCUUCCAAACAAGGUGAUCAUGGUGAACGUUAUUCUAUUGUUAAUGUUGCAGCUAGUGUUAUUCCAACUUUUAACCCGGGACUCAGGGUUUGGGAAUAUAAUAUUACAGGGUUAGAAGAUGGGUAUGGAGCAAAACCAUGGGAUUUAUUUUUCCAGGAUUUAGAAACUCAGAUGAAGAACCAAGAUGAAGAUUCUUUUUCAUUUGAUGAUGAUCAAGAAUUUGAUGAAAACUUGGAGACUGAAGGAAAGAAAAAAAAGGGUAAAAAGGGUAAAAAACCAAAAAAACCUGAUAGUUCAUUACCAUCACCAAAACCUGAUUCAGAACCUUUAGGACCAGGUUAUACACCACAAACUUUUUCUCCUACAAAAUUUAUUCAAUAUUAUGUUAACUUAACAGCUGUUAAUUUAGGUGAUCAAGAAUUUAAUUAUGAAUUAGAAUAUAAAUCUGAUAAAGAACCUUAUAAUAUGCCGGGGUUAUUAGUUAAAGAUUAUUUAAAAUUAGCUAGAGAUUUGGCAAAACCUUUGAAAAGGGGGAAUGAGGGUAAGAAAUUGGGGAAGUUUAAAAAAUUGUGGGAUAAGUAUUUAGAACAUGUUUUUGUUAGUACGGGGUAUCAUGAUUAA
This is a messenger RNA of Hansenula ciferrii, 1938 nucleotides long. It is a transcript of the gene PPN1, whose product is annotated as endopolyphosphatase. Gene Ontology annotation, molecular function: exopolyphosphatase activity; endopolyphosphatase activity. Gene Ontology annotation, cellular component: membrane; fungal-type vacuole. The transcript has a single exon. The record is from RefSeq and is a predicted model, not a curated record. Gene Ontology annotation, biological process: polyphosphate catabolic process. Bases 1 to 1938 code for a protein of 645 amino acids. Lineage: Eukaryota; Fungi; Ascomycota; Saccharomycetes; Phaffomycetales; Wickerhamomycetaceae.